AUGGGACCCCACACUCUUCUUCUGGUUAUUGAUCUGGACUCAAACACAGACUGGAGAUCAGUAAAGAAACAUCUGGAUUUUCUCAGUGAGAGAGUGUGGAGACACACAAUAGUGCUGUUCACCUGGGGGGACACAAUGGGAGACACAACCAUUGAGCAGCUCAUUGAGAGAGGAGGGAAGGAGCUCCAGUGUCUGGUAGAGAAGUGUGGGAACAGGUAUCAUGUUCUCAACGACAAGAACAGGGACGACCGCACUCAGGUCACAGAGCUGCUGGAGAAGAUAGAGGACAUGGUGGCAGGAAACUAUGGGCUGUACUUCACCACUGACAUUGACCAAGUAUACACUGAACUGGACAAAUACAUCAGACAGAGGGAGGAGGACAGACAGAGAGAGACAGAGAGAGAAGAGGAGCUGAAGGAGAAGAUGAGAAAGACACUGAAGGAAGAGGAGCUGGAGAAAGAGACAGAGGAGCCCAGACUGCCUGAGAAGAGGAGGAACAGUGUGGAGUUCAUCCCACCUGCCAGAGACCCUACAGUCGAACCCAGACUCCAGCCCCACCCCUCUGAGCUGAGACUGGUGCUGCUGGGCAGGACUGGUGCUGGGAAGAGCGCAGCAGGAAACACCAUCCUGGGCUCAGAGGAGUUUCCCUCUGAAGCCAGCAGCUCCGCGGUCACUCAGGAGAGCCGGAGGAGGACAGAACAAAUGUCCGGGAGACGGGUGACUGUGGUGGACACUCCAAACUGGCUCCACACUGGACUGUCUGAGGGGGAUAGGAUACGGGAUGUGGGGCUCUGUGUUAACCUGUCUGCCCCUGGACCCCACGCCUUCCUCCUGGUGACCCCGCUAGGACUGCUGGAGAAGUGUGGGAACAGGUAUCACGCCCUCAACAACAAGGACAGGGGCGGCACUCAGGUCACAGAGCUGCUGGUGAAGGUAGAGGAGCUGGUGGCAGGAAACAAGGGCAGCUACUACAGCAGUGAGAUAUACUAGGAGGCCGAGUCCCAGAUCAGACAGAGACAACUGCAGAUCCUGAGGGAGAGAGAGUAGAGGAAACAGAGGGAGGAGGAGAGACUGAGAGAGAAGCAUCAGAAGGAGCUGCAGAACCACCUCCGCAGGAUGGAGGAGGAGAUCCAGAUACAAGAGGAGAAGAUCAGAGCGCUGGAGGAGCAGAUAGCAGAGCUGGAGGAGAGGCUGAGGGAGGAGAGGGAUGA
This is a messenger RNA of Lepisosteus oculatus (spotted gar), 1211 nucleotides long. The record is from RefSeq and is a predicted model, not a curated record. NCBI's taxonomy places the organism in Eukaryota, Metazoa, Chordata, Actinopteri, Semionotiformes, Lepisosteidae.